Molecule: messenger RNA, 194 nt
Organism: Prorocentrum cordatum
Lineage: Eukaryota; Dinophyceae; Prorocentrales; Prorocentraceae
Source: the annotation of a GenBank genome assembly
CGCUGUUCGACGCUGCGCUGUUGGGCACUGCGCUGCUCGACGCUGCGCUGUUCGACAUUGCGCUGUUCGACGCUGCGCUCUUCGACGCUGCGCUGUUCGACGCUGCGCUGUUCGACACUGCGCUGUUCGACACUGCGCUCUUCGACACUGCGCUGUUCGACACUGCGCUGUUCGACACUGCGCUGUUCGACGCU